AUGGAACGCAUCAGGAGAAGACUCAGUUUCACGCCGAAAGGAUCUACUCCGACGGAGAGGCCGAACCUGGAGAAUGAUCGGCUCCGACAGGUGGACCGUCUGCAGAGUCAGGUCGAAACUCUCACUAGCCAAUUAAAAAAAUCUCGACAAAGCGAGCGUGCAAUGUGCACCGUGGUCAACUCUCUCAAAGGAAAGCUCGACGUUGCGCAGAUGCAAAUUAAUAAAGACGAAGCACUUUUAGAGGAGGCCAACACACGAAGAAUCGACCUGCUAGAGGCUAACAGCGAUAUCGAGGAGUUGAGGCGAAAGUAUGUGCAGUCGCAGCACCGCGAGUGGGAGCUCGCUAAAGAAAACGAGCUUUUACGCCGACAGCCGGAUCAGUCCGACAUUUACAAGCUUGCUAUCAGACAGCACGAUGCAGAACAGUACGCAAGCCUCAUGGAGGCUGAAAUUCAAGGUGAAAAGCACGAAAGCCGUGUUGCUGAGGUCACUUCCCAGUUUGCCAAGGAGCGUGAAGAAGUGCGAGCUCAGCUGCAAGAGAAGUCGGGAUAUAUCCACACACUGGAGCAGGAAAAUCUGCGUUGUCGUCUCUACAACGACGAUGUAGAGCAUCGGUGCGCCGAGCUCGUCAAGCUCUGUGAUGCGUCUGAGCGCCAAGUGGCGCAGAACGCCAGGCUGAAAUCACAAUUGAGGGCUUCGAAAGCUCAGAACGCUGAGCUCAACACCCAGCUUGCGGAUCAACGGAGAAGAUUGGACAUUACGGACCUUCUCCUGCAAGGCGAGAUACGCAAGGCAGCACGUGCUGCUAAAGAGGAGGAUGGUCCAGACAGCGCACUUCAUGAGAGAAUGAGCGAAAAUGUCCGCAUGAUGGCCGAUAUCGAAGCUCGUGUCCAUGCGAUGAUGGCAAAAGACCUUAACGUUAGGGUCUACGAACCGGAAACGGAUCCUCUGCUCCGCAUCAAGCAGCUCGAGCGAGAGAUCGAUUACCACGUUCGGGACAUUAUCCUGUAUAAAAUGGACGUCAGAGGUUACAAGAAGGAUCUGAAGCAGGCUGCGUCGCAGAUCGACAAGCUUCUGAGUGUCACCUCAACUCCUCGCCUAGUCAACGUUUCGAAGCACCCGCCUCUCCCCUCGCCGGCGUCGUCACGCUCGAACACCACCAACGGCAGUGCUCCCCUAGCCGGUCUGGGAAUCUCCAGCUUUCACGCAUCUUCAUCACCGCACACUCCCAGACCGCGAUCCGCAGCGGCGGAUCCAAGCGAUCUGCUCCUUCCGCAUGCACCAACCGACGCCGCACCCACCCGUUCAAAGACGCCAUUAGGCAAGCACAAAAGGCUCCCUAAAACCCCUUCAACAGCGAACAGCCCACCGACAGCAUCCUCCUCUUUCAGUGAACCUCGCACCCCGCCACCACAGCCGCACCGCUUGACGCGUCCGAAAUACGCAUCUACCCCUCCAUCAUUCGCCACCCAGCCAGUAGUAUCUGAACAUCAAGCAACCCACACCCGCAUCGACUCCGCUGUUACGGGAUACGAGGCCACGCCUAAGACGCCAGAGCGGGGGCCGCCGCUGAGGCGAGGCACUGAGCGCUCGCUGUCGGAGUCCAUCAUCUCGUCUUAUGCGAGCUCAAGGUCGCCGGAGACGAUGCCGGUGGCGGGGAUUGGGGAGGCGAAGUAA
Coniosporium apollinis CBS 100218 is the source of this 1677-nucleotide messenger RNA. RefSeq lists its product as uncharacterized. NCBI's taxonomy places the organism in Eukaryota, Fungi, Ascomycota, Dothideomycetes. The record is from RefSeq and is a predicted model, not a curated record. The transcript has a single exon. Bases 1 to 1677 code for a protein of 558 amino acids.